Messenger RNA from Solea senegalensis (Senegalese sole), 3598 nucleotides. Its product is annotated as E3 ubiquitin-protein ligase RNF128-like. Bases 532 to 1617 code for a protein of 361 amino acids. Lineage: Eukaryota; Metazoa; Chordata; Actinopteri; Pleuronectiformes; Soleidae. The record is from RefSeq and is a predicted model, not a curated record. The transcript has a single exon.
AGGUCACACCAAAAAGGGGGAAGGAAACUGGUAGAACGAGACAGACGGGUCGAGCUGCCGUUGUCGUCAUUACACAAGGAAAAAAGUCAGCAGCUUUCACAGCUUUUACUGUCUCGCUCCGUGUCGCUGACCGACCUGUGCCCACGGCUCCUCCAUAUCAUUUGCUUAUCGCCGCGUCUCGCCUCCCUCCUCGGCUGUUGCUUGCCUUCUGGAAACAGCGCGUGUUUUGUGUACUUCAACUUGUUGAAUACCAGCACCCUGCCCUCUGUGAGGAGUGCUCACUGUUCAAGGUUCAGGAAGAUAACGAGAGGUGAGUGGCUGACGCGUUGCUCGUGUUAUGUUACCAAAGGCUCAUAUCAGAUUACCGUGGACGGCAGGCUGGGUGGAACUCUAGCUGUGUUCAGAAAUCGCCGUGACUCGGAACAAACCAGGAACAGGUUGCUGGCAGAGGAUUGUUGAAGAAGCUAAAGGAGCUAACAGAGACAGAGAGAGGGCUUUUUCUCCCUUUUGUUUUUCAAGACGAGCGUUACCAUGGGUAAGACAGCACAACACCCUCUGCUGCUUCUGCUCGGUCUGUCAGGACUUGCUCACUGCUCGGCUGCCUUCGUCUUUUGGACGGCCAUGGUGGACAUAAGCUAUUACAACAACACCGCCAACAAGACUGAGGACAAAUACUGCGAGUGUGGGGUGUUUGGUCGGAACUCUCCCGUGGACACUGUCUCGGGCAUUGUGACUCUCCCCAAAGACGACCCCAAGGGCUGCAGCGCGGAUCCCGUGUACAAUUUCAGUGCAUCGCCCUGGAUAGCCCUGGUCAAAAGGGGCAACUGCACCUUCACCGAGAAGAUUAAUGCCGCCGUACGUCAGGGAGCCGCUGGUGUGGUGGUGUAUAACGUGGACGGCAGUGGCAACAGCACCACUCACAUGUCACACUCGGACGCAGAUGAUACGGUGGCUAUCAUGAUCGGCAACCUUAAGGGUAUGGAGAUCGUCAACCUGGUGAAAAACGGGACCGAGGUGUAUCUGACAAUUGAGGUGGGCAGCCCUCACGGGCCGUGGAUGAACACCUACUGGCUCUACUUCCUGUCCAUCGCGUUCUUCAUCGUGACGGCGGCCUCCAUCGCCUACUUUGUGUUCAUCUCGGCCAACCGCCUGUACAAUAUGAGAAUGCACAAGCGCACUGAGAGGAAGCUGAAAUCGGAGGCCAAGAAGGCGAUCGGGCGCCUGCAGGUGCGCACGCUGAAGAGAGACGACGAGAUAACCAACUCUGACGCCUUCAUGUGUGCCGUGUGCAUCGAAGCCUACAAGGCGGGCGACGUGGUGACGGUGCUCACGUGUGACCACAUCUUCCACAAGGCCUGCAUCGAGCCCUGGCUGCUGGACAGGAGGACCUGCCCCAUGUGCAAGUGUGACAUCCUGAAGGCGCUGGGGGUCGAGGAGGACACGAAAGACAACAUUUCCACCAACUCGCCAGAAGAUGUCACUGUCAUCACAGUGGCAGGAGGAGACAACCUCUACGAAGUGCCACUGACCGACCCAGCGAGCUCUGACCCUGUGAGACUCCAGCAUCGCUAUGACAACAGGGCCUUCGAGGGAGACGCAGAGGCUGGGAGAGAAUGAACAACAGCAGCAACAGGAGCAAAAUAGCAACCGUGACACACGUAGACUUCCUGUUUGAAUUACAUAUUUUCCAUCUGACGCGCUGAAACAGCAGACUGGCAUCAAAUUAUCAUCUUAUCCAUCAUGAGAAACACUCUCCGACCUGUAGUCUAAUGCAGGUGGGCUACAAUAGAUUUUAAAAAAAAACAACACACACACAGACAUUCCAUGGAUUCUCCCUGUUAAUGGACCGUGUCUAAUUAGCCAUUUUCUUCAUUUCUAUCUUGGUGCAAGUAUGUAAUUAUUGGUAAUUAUCAGGGUUUGUGCUCAUUAAGGUUCUGUUUGAUGGUUAGAGUAGAGACUGCAAAGUAAGUAGUCAUGGCGUGACGCCAGUGUCAAAUUUCUGUUUUGCAUGGCAAGCACACGGGUGAGGGAGGAAGUUCAGCAGAGCAUUUGAAUGUGUUUGAAAUCAAGGCCAACGAAAGACGUCUGUGUGCUCGUAAUUGCUCCGAGUCCCUCGCGAUGAACCGUUGUCGUUUAGAUUCAGAACAGAAGUCAUCGGAAAUAAUUUGAGUGAUCUCAGUUUUUUUUUUUGUUGUGUUUUUUUAUAGUUAUGCUGUCAGGUUAUCAGGCACAUGCUCAUGAACACACCCAAUGCUCAGAAAAACAGCAUGAUGACACACACAGUGCACUGUGAUCAGUUAAUAACAUCACCUCAGAGACUGUUAAAUCCACCACGGGAAGCUGUUUACCACGUAUGAAACAAAGUCCUUCAUAAUUGCUGGCUGGUUUAUCGUAAAAAACCUCCAAGAAACAAGGAAUAUGACGGUGCAAUUAACGUCAUAUGAUGUCCCUCCCUCCCUCACAAAAUGUUAUCUUGACUGGUGGAAAGGUGAAAACAUGUUUGUGUUUUGAAAUGACAGUACAGUGGAGGCUGAUUGCACUUUUUGGACCAAUUUUGUAUAUUGAUAUUGAUUGUUGACAGUCAUGAAAUUCUAUCUGUAAAGGUAAAGGUAGGGCUGGGCCACAGCGCCAAAAAUCAAAAUAUAUUAUCACGAUAAAAAAAAAAAAUUGAUAAUAAUUUAUUGAUAAUUAUUAGGGCUGCAACUAACGAUUGCUUUCCCGCUUAAUCAAGCACUUAUUUGGUCUGUAAAAUGUUGAUCAGUGUUUACCGAACCUAGAAAUAAUGAUGUUCUCAAACGUCUUGUUUAAUGAUUUAUUGACUAAACCAGAAAAUAUUAACAUUUAAAAAGCUGAAAUAUUGGAGAAAGUCGCUUAUUAAUUAUUGACAAAAUCACCCGAAACGAUACAUCGCUUUUCAAAGUAGUUGAAGGUAAUUUUAGUAAUCGAAAAAUUGUUGCAGCCCUUGUAAUUAUCUAUCUAUCUAUCUAUCUAUCUAUCUAUAGAUAUCUAUCUUCUAGCUAGCUAGCUAGCUAGCUAUCUAUCAAUCUAGCUAUCUAGCUAGCUAUCUGGCUCGCUAGCUCAACAGAAACAUGACACACAUUCGAGAUUAUAUAUGAUAAUGUCUUAAAGUGUGCUUAAACAUUACCCUGACAUAUACUUAACUGAACCUUUGUGGUAUUUAUAUUGAAGAAAAUUCGGUCCCUCGCAUGAUUUAAGACCUUCAUUCAGCUCCUCUGCUCUACCUCUGGACUUAAAACAUGGGUAUGUUUUAUUGAAAUAUUUCUGAGAUAAAAGUCUAAAUUCCGAGAUAAAGUGUGUGUGUGUGUGUGUGUGUCCCCAAGUUAAUGAUAAACCUAAAGAGUUGUUCUGUUGUCCCUUUGUUUGCUGGUGGGGGAUUUACUGAUUAUGGUACUUAAAUACUGUACGUUACUUAAUUUAUUUUUCUAUAUUGAAUCAUUUUCAUGACUGUUUUACAGAUUCCAGGAGUCUUAAAUUGUGCUGUAAACAAAGGAGAAAAGAAUGAUAUAUUACUUGCUGUAUUAAAUCACAUUGAUGCUUAUUAGAGUGCAAUAAAUCCCUCAAAAUGAGGCCGACAGUA